AUGGGCUUUCCAUUUUCCAAUUUGAGUUCAUCUGAUAAAUUCUUAAUAUAUCAUUUUCUUACAGAAAAUAUAUAUAUAAGCCGUCUUCAACUCUCACAAGAAAAUGCUUUAUUACGGCAACAACUAAGUGAAUACAGUCAUUUAUCUCAGGAGAAUGCUCAAUUACGCAACGAAGUCUUACGAAGUCGAAAUCAAGCAUUACUUCAAAAUAUGGCAAGAACUGAUCAGAAUGUGCAAUUGACUUUAAUAUCCUUUGAAGACCCAAAUUCACAUAAGGCUACAACUGGAAUAGAUGCAACUAACGCAAACCCAUCCCAUCCAAAUGUUGUACUGCACUCAGAUGUCUCUCAAAGUCUUCAAGAAACAGAAGAAGAGACUCUAUUGCGUGCAGAAGUGACCCAAUAUCGUGAACGACAUGCUCAACUAUUCAAGCAAUAUGAAAAACUUAAUGAAGAAAUGAAAAGAAAGAAGAUCAAUUCAUUUGAAGCACUCGCGGAAUACGAUAAGGACGCAAUGAAAGUUUUUAUCGAAUUAGCUCGACUGACUGAACCCAUCCCAUUAGAUGGCAUUAAUAUCGGCCUGUUUGGUUUGACAUCAACUGGUAAGUCAACUAUGCUUAAUGCUCUUCUUGGUCAAAAAGUUGCUGAUAUUGGUAUUGGUGAAACAACAACAAAAAUUACAUCAUACAAUGGAACUAAAUUCAUACUAUGGGAUGUUCCUGGUCGAAAUGAUGAAGUAUCUUAUCUCAGUAUGGAAUAUAUUUCUUUCUUUAAAGGUCUUUCACGACGUUUGAUUUUAAUUCAAUCAACAGUUAAGGAAAAUUCAAGCAUGAUGAAACUCUUAGAUGAAAUUGGAUUACAUUAUGAUAUUGUUUUCAACAAAUUUGACAAAGUUGAACCAGAAGAACAAGAAGCAGUAAAAAAUCAGAUUCAAUCUGAAAUAAAAACAAUUGGUCUCAAAAGAGUAGAUAAUGUAUAUUUCGUGAGCUCGAAAUUUCCGACUAUGUUUCCUGAUUGGAUAGUUAUGAUUAAUCAUCUAGAAAAUCUUCUACAUUGA
Molecule: messenger RNA, 1056 nt
Organism: Rotaria sp. Silwood1
Lineage: Eukaryota; Metazoa; Rotifera; Eurotatoria; Philodinida; Philodinidae
Source: the annotation of a GenBank genome assembly